ACGUUUAUCAAUCUGGGUAGGCCGUCUAACUAAAGCUUUUUCGGGAUGGUUGAGUUGAUUACAGAGCAUUGUCACAUGACCACAACAUAAAAAAACAAAUGAGUAGAAAUAAGAAAGUCUUCGGAAAUGUGUUAACUAGAAGGAUUUAAAAUACAAAUAUAACUUGUGGAAACAAUACAGUUAGGAAAUGUCCAAUUACGGAACUUUAAGAGAAUAUCGGGAUGACCCUGACGAGAGAGAGUACAGAGACAAUAUGACUUCUGUUUCAGAUCUCAUAGAACAGAUCAGUAGCAAUAUCUAUAAAGUAAAUAAUGGAGCGAAUGCAGUGGAGCGUGCCAUGAAAAUGAUAGGCACUGAUAGGGACACUGAACAACUCAGAGAUAAAAUCCAUGAGACUUCACAAGCAACAAAUAAAAUUGUCAAGUCUACAACAAAGCUCCUUCAGACUGCAGCAGGAAAGAAAGCUGAUAAGGAUAAAAAAAUCAAGUUGGAUUUGCUCAAAAGUAAUUUCCAAGAUGCAGUGCAAAGGUUCCAAUCAUUACAGAAGACAGCAGCCGCAAAAGUGAAGACAUCUGUAAAACUUGGAGGACACACACAGCCAAAGCUGGUUGACUUUGGAGACUAUGGUGAUGACCAGAAAGUAUCAGCAGCCGAAGAACAACAAAGAAGAACACAAAUUCUAAAAGAACAGGAAGUGGUCAUUGAGGAUGACUUGGCCGUCAUUCGUGAAAGAGAAGAAAGAAUUCACCAAUUAGAGGCUGACAUUUUAGAUGUAAAUGAAAUUUUUCGUGAAUUAGGUGCACUUAUACACACACAAGGAGAAGUAAUAGAUACAAUUGAUAGCAAUGUAGAAAGGGCCUUUACAAAUGUAGAAUCAGGCCAGGAGCAACUUAUAAAGGCUGCCGAGUAUCAGAGGAAAUCUAGAAAGAAGAUGUGCUGUUUAGUUGUGAUAUUCCUGGUUAUUGCAGUAAUUGUCACCAUUAUUAUUGUGGUUUCCUUGAAAACUUAAAUAUAUUUUAGGCACUAAUUUCUUGGAACAAUCUUUUAAGAGAAUUUAAUUGGAUUAAGAAAAAUUAAGCUAAAAAUGGUAAACAAUAAUUUUUGGAGGUUAUGCUGUAUGUAUGUUUAAGUAAUAAUAAAUCCAUGAAUAUUAUUAAUUAUGAAGUAAUUACGUCCUUCAAAUCAGCAAAGUACAAAUAAUAUUUAUAAAAUGUAUUUCAUAAAAGUAUGCUUCAGAUAUUUGUUUUGUGCAAGUAAAAAUUUAAAUGUAUGUACAUCAGUGACAAAAUCAUUAAGUUUUGAUUAAUUCCUGUUGAAUAAUGAGUUUAUUAUAUUUUUUUAUAUUGGUUUAUAUUAAGAGCCUUGGUUAUGCAUUAAGUACAGUUAUUCUCCAUACAUGUUGCUAAGACAGGUAUUGAAUUUUUGACAAAUUUUGAUAAGUACUAGAAUUUACAUUUCAUAUAUUAGAUUUUUUUUUUAAGGUGACAUAUAUAAAAAUGAGCACUUCUAUUUUGUGAUAUUGUGGGAUAAGACACUACAUUUGAUUGUGAACAUGUUUAUUCUGUAAAUUAUUAAUUUCUCCUGUGUAUACUUUGUAAACGUUGAUUAACAAAAGACAGCUUGUGCUAGUUUUAAAUUUUACUUAUCUCUCAAAGUUUAAAAGAAACUGAAAUUUUGUACAGGUUUAAAUAUUUUAAAAUCUGAUUUAUAACGAAAAGAAAACCUACUUGUUGUAACAUUAAAUGAUAAAAAGUUUAUUUUAUAAAUAACUUUUUGGUUACGUUAGGACCCAUUUGAUAUUUGCUCAGAGGUUUUGUAAGGUAAGCUAAAAAUAUCUAUAUUUGUUUUCAAUGCUGUUUUUUUUAUAGGGUUAGAUUUGCUCAAAGGUAUGAAUGGUGAUAUUUGUUAUUAUAAAUAUGAUUAUAAAAAUAAUAAUCUGAAAAAUGUGACUAAAAAUUGUUUAUCACUGUGUGAUAGGUUGAUUUCUUACUGCUAGUUGGUUUCUCCUUCUGCUUUAUUUUUGAGUGAGAGAACACAAAUGAGGAUAUAGAAGGAAAAUAUUUUGAUUAUAUGAUACAACAGAUAUUAACAUAACAUUAAUUAAGAAAAACCACAAAGUUAAGGAAAUUGUUUUAUAACAAACUAUAAAACCUUUUUUUAAGCUAUUUACUUUUGUUAUUGCUUUUGUUUUCUUCAAGUAAUUGGAUUCCAUUUGCCACCAUUAUGAAUAUUUUGUACUGCUAAAUAAAAAAAAACUUCAACUUAUUUGUUUUCUAUGUGCAUAAAUAAACAAAAUUAAUUGUUGAUAUCUUAUGUAAAUAAACUAUUUCUCUAAACAGGCAUAUGACAUUCCCCCUUUAAUUUCUAGUAUAAGUAUUUCAUGUUUUUAAGCAUUGUAAAUGAACAAUCAGAAAAUUGUCUUUAUUGUAGCAACAAACAAUGUGCAAAAAUUAUUUAGUAUACUGCAUCCAUUUUGUUGAUAUCUUUUUUAUAAUUUCUGUCUGCAAAAAACUGGAAUAAAAUAUUUUGCCUGUGGAGAGUAA
Molecule: messenger RNA, 2543 nt
Organism: Physella acuta
Lineage: Eukaryota; Metazoa; Mollusca; Gastropoda; Physidae
Product: syntaxin-7-like
Biological process (GO): vesicle-mediated transport; intracellular protein transport; vesicle fusion
Cellular component (GO): endomembrane system; membrane; SNARE complex
Molecular function (GO): SNARE binding; SNAP receptor activity
Source: RefSeq, a predicted model, not a curated record